GAAAAAAAAGAUGGGUAGAGGAAAGAUUGAGAUAAAGAGGAUUGAGAACAACACGAACCGGCAAGUCACCUUCUGCAAACGGAGGAAUGGACUGAUGAAGAAAGGUUAUGAACUGUCAGUCCUCUGUGAUGCUGAGGUUGCACUGGUUGUCUUCUCCAAUAAAGGUCGCGUAUACGAGUACGCUAGCAAUGACAUGAAAUCAACUAUAGAGAGGUAUAUGAAGGCAUCUGCAGAUAACUCUAACUCUUACAUUGUUCAAGAGACAAAUGCUCAGUAUUAUCAGCAAGAAUCGAAGAAGCUGCAACGACAAAUAGACAUGCUUCAGAGUACCAACAGGCAUUUGAUGGGUGAAGGCUUGGGCUCUUUAAAUGUGAAGGAAUUGAAGCAGAUGGAAAACAGACUUGAACGAGGCAUUGCAAGAAUCAGGUCAAAAAAGAACGAAAUGAUGCUCGCGGAAACUGAAAGUAGGCAGAAAAGGAAUACUGAGCUGGAACAUGAAAAUGCGAUCCUCCAAGCGAAGAUAGUAGAAAAUGAGAGACUUCAGCAGUUAACCAUGAUGCCUGGGCAAGAGUACAAUGCAAUCCAUGCAUUCUUAUCACGCAAUUUGCUCUCACUUGAUAUGAUGGACACAGAACCAGUUGUUUAUCGCCCACUUCCUGAGAAGAAGGCUCUUUAUCUCGGGUAA
This is a messenger RNA of Cornus florida, 685 nucleotides long. Its product is annotated as agamous-like MADS-box protein AGL11. Gene Ontology annotation, cellular component: nucleus. The coding region runs from base 11 to 685 and encodes 224 amino acids. Lineage: Eukaryota; Viridiplantae; Streptophyta; Magnoliopsida; Cornales; Cornaceae. The record is from RefSeq and is a predicted model, not a curated record. Gene Ontology annotation, biological process: positive regulation of transcription by RNA polymerase II. Gene Ontology annotation, molecular function: DNA-binding transcription factor activity, RNA polymerase II-specific; RNA polymerase II cis-regulatory region sequence-specific DNA binding; protein dimerization activity. The transcript has 7 exons.